AUGGAAAGAAUCUCCAAUAGUAGCAGAGUUAUUGAAAUUGUGUUACAUGGAUUUCCAAACCUUCAGCGCUUCCAUGUUCUUCUUUUUGCCCUCCUUCUUAUCAUCUACUUGUUCAUUAUUUCUGGCAAUGCCAUAAUACUGCUCGUGAUCUGCAGAGAGUCCGCCCUACACUCCCCCAUGUACUUCUUUAUCGCGGCUUUAUCUUGUUUGGAAAUUUGCUAUACAGCCGUCACAAUUCCAAAAAUGUUGGCUGAUCUCUUGGAAGAUGAGAAGAAGAUUUCUUUCCAUGGAUGCCUUGUGCAGGCCUAUUUCCUUCAUGCUCUUGGAGCAGCAGAGUGCUAUAUCCUCACAGUUAUGGCGUAUGACCGAUAUUUGGCCAUCUGUAAGCCAUUAAGAUACUCCUCUAUUAUGACUACUGAGCUAUAUGUCAAAUUAGUUGCCACCUGUUUCAUUGUAGGAAUUCUAAGCCCAGUCAUUGAAACCAUCUUAAUUUCUCUCCUUCCAUUUUGUGGUUUAAACCUUAUUGAGAAUGUAUUCUGUGACUUCCCCCCAUUAAUCUCUUUAGCAUGCACCGAUACUCAGUUAUAUAUAAUGGUUGAAUUCAUCAUCAGCUCCUUUAUUAUCCUCCUGACUUCGGCUUUCAUUCUUUUCUCUUACGCCAGGAUAAUAUACAUUGUCUUAAAGGUUAAGUCCAAAGAUGGACGGCAGAAAGCCUUCUCUACCUGCGGAGCACAUCUUAUUGUUGUUACUAUGUAUUUCAGCAGCAUUGGUUUUAUGUAUAUACGUGUUACAAAAAGUUACUCUGUAGAAUAUGACAGGGCUGUGGGUCUCACCUAUGCGGUCUUUACACCACUAGCUAACCCCAUCAUCUAUGGGCUGAGAAAUCAGGAAAUUAAAAAAUUCCUUCAUAAAUAUUUACUGAUUGAACAUUUUUUAUGUUUGCAUAUGGCAUAG
This is a messenger RNA of Bufo bufo (common toad), 954 nucleotides long. RefSeq names its product olfactory receptor 6N2-like. Gene Ontology annotation, cellular component: membrane. Gene Ontology annotation, biological process: G protein-coupled receptor signaling pathway. NCBI's taxonomy places the organism in Eukaryota, Metazoa, Chordata, Amphibia, Anura, Bufonidae. The coding region runs from base 1 to 954 and encodes 317 amino acids. The transcript has a single exon. The record is from RefSeq and is a predicted model, not a curated record. Gene Ontology annotation, molecular function: olfactory receptor activity; G protein-coupled receptor activity.